Messenger RNA from Vitis vinifera (wine grape), 2109 nucleotides. RefSeq lists its product as uncharacterized. The coding region runs from base 546 to 1766 and encodes 406 amino acids. NCBI's taxonomy places the organism in Eukaryota, Viridiplantae, Streptophyta, Magnoliopsida, Vitales, Vitaceae. The record is from RefSeq and is a predicted model, not a curated record. The transcript has 14 exons.
UUUAUUUUUUCUCUCCCAAUUUUAAUUUUCAAGCUAUGCAAUCUGUUUGUUUCCAAGGGAAAAUUAUUCCGAGAAAGAUUUCUAUUUUACUCUAAAAAUAUUAGUCAAAUUAAAGUUAAAGAUUUCAAAAUCCUCCCGGUUCAGUUGGAAAACGCCGGUUCAGCAGGUUUUUGUAUAAUUGAGUCAAAUUCUCAUAUGUUCGAAUCAAUGGGCAGGUUCCAUCAACCUGAAAAAUUAGGGCGUGUCGGUUUCUGGUUUUGUGACUUGCUUUGGUGGGGAGAUUAAUGGCUUUUGGGUUAUGCCCAAUUUUGUCUGUUUGGUUGCUGAGAAAAAUCAGGAAGUUGUUUUUUGUUCCUAAGAAUGCGAAUUUUACCUCAACUGAGGCCCUCUCGGUAGAGGGUUGUGUUUUUCUACCUUUUUCCCAGUAACCCAAUGGAGCAUUUAGUUUUUCUUGGUGAUUUUGAGGUGGAUUUGUUAAAAUCCGAUUUAAAUGGUAAAGAAGCCAAGAAAAAUACUAGUCAGAUUUGAUAUAAAAGUGACACCAAAUGGAUAAAGCUUUAGACAGCUUAUCUCAUAAAAGGGGAUCGGUAAGGGAGGAGGCACUGUGUUCAAUAAUCACAGAUUCUACUGCCAAAGUGCAAGUUCAGUUUGCAGAAAAGAACUUUGUUACUUUGGUGUAUCGAAGCCUAGCUUUACUAAAGAAGGGGUCUCCCAAAGAAGUUUCUUUAGCUACUCAGGCCAUUGCUUUGUUUGCCAUCACCUUGGGUCCUGGGGGUAAUACACAUGAAAUAUAUAAAGAUUCACUUCCUCCACUUUCACAGGUUCUCGAAUCUGGUUCUGAAUCAUCCAAGAUAUCAUCUAUAUUAGAUUGUUUGGCUAUUGUCACUUUUGUUGGUGCAAAGGAUUUUGAGGAGACUGAAAAAAGUAUGCAAAUUAUAUGGAAACUCAUUCAGCCGGUAGCCUUGAAUGUCAAUGCAAGAAAACAUUCACCAGCCAUUCUAGCUGCUGCAAUUUCUGCAUGGUCAUUCAUUCUGACAACAGUGGAUGGAUGGAGGCUUAAUUACAAGUAUUGCCGAGGGGCUAUUUCUUAUUUGUCAGAUCUAAUAGAGUAUGAUGAUGAAUCCGUCCGUAUUGCUGCCCUCGAAGCACUGGCUUUGAUAUUCGAAUCAGGUUGUUUUAAUAGCUUGUCAACUGAAGCUAAAUGUUCUAGUAGUUGCUUGAUUCAUGAAGGGAAUACUUCCACAAAUGGAUAUUCACCUAUACAAGAAAUGAAAGACAACAUCCUACAUCGAGUGAGGAGACUUUCUUUAAAAGACGAAGUUGACAAAGAUCGCAUGAGUGAUUGGUUAAAAGUUUUUGAGGAUGGUUGCUGUCCCAAAACCUUGGUGAUAAAUUGGCAAAAUAUGCUCAAAUCAUUUGCAUGGUAUCGACUGCUACAGAUUAAGUUUAUGAAGCGUAUUCUUGGGAGUGGAUUUAACAAACACAUGCAGGAAAAUGAGUUCCUCCAUGAACUCUUUGAGAUUGUUACACCAAAAAGAGAGGAUGUUUCAGGCUAUGGGUGUCAACUGUAUGAACUUGAUAGUAAAGAGGUCAUUGCUGAGUACUACGAACCUGAACUAAGAAAGAACAACAAAAGCAGCAUUCAGAGAAUGUUCAUGUCACCCAACUCCUUCCACAACAAGGCAAUGACUCAGCUACUGAACAAGCGGCGCAUGUUAUCACAGAAAAGGCGCAAUGGUCACUAUGUAGUUGAUGAUGAAUGUUGACACAGCAUAGAGCAAUUUUAGUCUGACAACCUCUUGAAAGUUAAAAGUUAGGUUACAUUCUUGUUUCGGAAAAUUUUGUUCCCAAGCAUUAUUUUCUUCCAUCUGGGAGCGGCUAUUAUACUCGACUUCCAGCCAGCUAAAUCAAGAUCGGAUAGAGAGUAUCAUGGAGUGUGAAGGUCCAAGCUCUUGCCUGAGAGUUUGCAUUGGCACUCAUUUGACAAAGUCUGGGUUGCAGCUUAUUUUUUAUAGAUAUUUAGUUUCAUAUUUUUUUUCAUUAAUUUAAUGACAGAACCAUAAAGAUGUUGUCAUAUGAUUUGGGUUAAUUAUAAUUUUAUUUUUACUA